AUGAUCUUGUGUUCAUGCCUAGAGCUGAGGGCGGUUCAAGUGGAGCCAACCCAGGAGCUCGUGAACCUAUCCAGGAAGAUUCCAGAAGUCAUGUUGGCGAGUAGGGCACCGGGAACAGUGACCAAGUAUUUGUCGACAUUUCAGCGCUGGCAAGAGUGGGCUAGCAGUCAAGAGAUCCCGAGCGUACCAGCCGAGUCUUGGCACAUAUGUUUGUAUGUCGUGAAGCUGCUCCAGGAGGCACGGACAGCGUCACCAAUAACAUCCGCUAUUUGCGCGUUGGCCUGGUCGCACAAGGUGCGAGGCCUACCGGACCCCACAGACAACGCACAGGUUCGGAACCUAGUCCAGGCCGCCAAACGACUGCUGGCGGCGCCGAAGAACCGGAAGAGGCCGAUGACGAAGCAGAUGCUAAACCAAGUUGCUACCAGGCUCUUGCGCAAUGAAUCACUGCAGAACUUGCAGACAGCGACUCUGAUGACCGUUGGCUUCGCAGGGCUCUUGCGGUGGAACGACUUGUCAAACAUAUACGUCGACGAGAUCGAAAUCAAGGAAGAUUACAUGGCACUAUUUCUCGAAGUGAGAAAAAAUGAUCAACUGCGCCAAGGUAACUGGGUGCUGCUGUCAAGAUGGCAUGGAGCAGUAUGCCCAGUGGCUCUAACAGAGCGACUGCUGUCUAGAGGUGGCUACGAAGGCCACCAGAAGUUGUUCGGCUGUAUUCGGCAAGGAAACGCUAGUCAAGUUGUCCGGGACCAGAUGUCUUACAGCCGUGCCCGAGAGCUGAUCCGGGACGCGCUGUGCCAAGCGAAUUUCAACCCAAGCGCAUUUGGGCUGCAUAGCCUGCGUUCUGGGGGAGCAUCGGUGGCCGCGGCAGCAGGAGUCCCGGAUAGACUGAUCCAACGUCAGGGCGGCUGGAGAAGCGAAACAUCCAUGCGGAUGUACUUCAAGGAGUCACUCUCAGCAAUGCUCUCAGUGUCAAGGGCACUGGCCAUCCAUUAG
Molecule: messenger RNA, 996 nt
Organism: Sycon ciliatum
Lineage: Eukaryota; Metazoa; Porifera; Calcarea; Leucosolenida; Sycettidae
Exons: 1
Coding region: 1-996 (331 amino acids)
Biological process (GO): DNA recombination; DNA integration
Molecular function (GO): DNA binding
Source: RefSeq, a predicted model, not a curated record